CCGGACAAGUUCUGCUUAAAAACCUGUAUCCACGAUGCUAAAAGUCAACUCGAGAUCUUUGACCAUGCUCGUCAAGUGUAUGAAGUGAUGUCAAAACGCCGUGUAAACACUAGUUUAAGCCGGUAAAACCGGAGUAAACCGAUGUUUACACAGCACUUGAAUCAGUAGUUAUAAAAUUGGUAGUCAUAAAACCGAUGUAAAACAGAGCGUGUAAAUGUAUGUUGAGUACUAACUGAUUUUCACCACUCAUAUCUUCUCUUGUCCAUAUCUUUUAUUAAAGAUAUUUUUGCCGGAUUUCAGAUAACAUUUCUUGUAUAAUAGAAUAAUUUGAAUGAUGUUAUGUCAAUUGUGCCGGAAACACAUUUUUGUCCCACUGUUAACUAUUUCACGAAAUAUGGAAAAUAUGAGGUGACAUUAGAUCAAAGGAAACUGAAAACACCGAAAGGACAAAAUUUUGAUGUUAAUAGUAAGCCAUUGGCACUAGCUGUAGCCACUGAAUGGGACAGUCAAGAAGAAACAAUUAAUCGAAGUAAUAUGCAUUUGACUGCAUUAUGUAGCACUGUAUUAGAUAAUCCUAAUAAUCAUCAAAAAGUGGAUAUCAUCAAUUAUAUUGUGAAUUAUUUGGAAACUGAUACAAUUCUGUUUCAUUCGAGCGAAAUCGAUGAUCUGUAUAAACUGCAAACACAGAGGUGGGACCCUUUAAUUCAAUGGUUCUGUGAUCGACUUCAAGUUAAUAUUAUUAAAACCCAGAGCAUAGAAACUCCAAUUGUGCCCCCUGAAACUAAGAAUGCUCUGAAAAGGCAUCUGACAUUUUAUAACGAUAAUGCAAUACAAGGAUUUAUGUACGGAGUUGACAUAUUGAAGUCGGUAAUUCGCCUACUUUUGCACUUAUAUGCCAGU
Messenger RNA from Orussus abietinus, 900 nucleotides. Its product is annotated as ATP synthase mitochondrial F1 complex assembly factor 2-like. The record is from RefSeq and is a predicted model, not a curated record. The transcript has 6 exons. Gene Ontology annotation, cellular component: mitochondrion. NCBI's taxonomy places the organism in Eukaryota, Metazoa, Arthropoda, Insecta, Hymenoptera, Orussidae. The annotation marks the transcript as partial. Gene Ontology annotation, biological process: mitochondrial proton-transporting ATP synthase complex assembly.